AUGGCAGCCCCUGGGAUGGACGGUGAAAAACGGAGCAUCUUAACUUUGUUCAGUCGGAACAUCGGUGACUCUAAAGAGUCGAAGGAUAAGCAUCCAAAUGAGCCUCUGGGGAUUGUGAUUGAUUUAGAAGAACCGAAGGAGAGCACAAUCGCAAGUGAGGCUGCGUCUACUGUGGAACCGGCCAAUGCUAAGAAAGCUGUAAUAGAGAGCAUCGAGGAUGCAGCAGAAGAUGAAAAGACUAAGAGGAAAGAGCUGGCAGCCCUCAGAAGGGAGGACCUCAGACAAGAGAAGGAGUUGAAGAAGAAGCAGAGAGAGGAAGAAAAACGGAGGAGAGAGGCUGUAAAAGAGGAACAAAAACGCCAGAAAGAACAGCAGCGAGAGGAAGAAAGGUUGAAGCGGGAGGAACGUAAGAAACAAAAGGAGCGUCAGAGACUAGAAAUUAGGAAGCAAAAAGAGCUCGAAAAAACUCAGAAGGAACUGGAAAAACAGAGGAAGGAGGAGGCGAAAGAAAGAGCACAGUCUCGGAUUGGCAAUUUCUUCAAAAAAGUUAGUGAUUCGAGUAAGCAAUCGGAGGAAAAAUCCGACUAUCGAAAGUAUUUUUUACCAUUUUAUGCGAAAGAUGGCGUAGUACUGCCAGUGGAUCAUUUCCUCAGUCCGCUCGAGGAGCGGAAGAAGGAGGUUGACCGGCAGCUGAGCCUACGAAGUUCUGCUGAUGAUACAGUACUGAACUGGCUAGUCUCUAAAUCAGCGAAGCGGAAUGGAAGGGUGAAAUUCACCGCCGUGUCUUUGUUACAACAGAUGACAUCGAAGGGGAAAACAGAUGAAGAGUUGCAGUCACUACUAAAGAUGGUCCCGCAGAAGUACAUCAAGUUUUAUGAAAAUGUGCGGCCUCCAUACAUCGGAACAUACUCCAAGGACGUAACGCUCCCGGCAGACAAUCCUUUUUGCACAGACGGAACCGGAUAUGACUACGGAUACGACUCAGAUCUCGAAUGGAUUAACGAAGAAGAGGAAGACGGAGAGCAAGGCGGAGUGGAUAACCUAGAAAGUGGCGAGGAAGACGAAGAUGAAGAAGAUGAAGAGGCGAGUGAGGGGGAAUUCGAGGGCUUUCUCGAUGCAGAGGACGGUUCAAACAAGUCUCGUCCUGCAGGGAAGCGAAAGUUUAUCGGCCCUUUAAUACCGACUGUCCAUCUAAGAAGUAACAUAGAGAAUCUCGACGAAGACGACAGGAAAUACUUCGAGUUGGCAAAAGUGGAGUUCCUCGCAGAGCAACAGCCAUUUCCUAUAGACCCUUACUUUUUGGUAAACAAAGCCCAAUCGUUGAAUUCUUCGAAGAGACUUGCAGAUGCAGAUCGAGAUUCCGGAUCGUCUUCAAACAGUCCGUCGGUCUCUCCGGAGAAAAAAAGACCCAAGACACUUAUAACAGAGACCGCUCAUCUCUUAAAACUAUUCGACGAGAUUCACGACAGCACCUUUUCCCUGGGCACUGUCACAGAGAUAGCACAAAAGAAUCUACCACAAUAUAGUAAACAAACCAUUAAAAACACAGUCAAGGAAUACGCCGUGAGGGGUGCUGGGAAAGGAGAUUUCGGAAGGAAGUGGGUGAUACGGGACAUGAAGCAUUGGGAAGAUCUUCGAUCUCUUUAA
Torulaspora globosa is the source of this 1647-nucleotide messenger RNA. It is a transcript of the gene RLF2, whose product is annotated as Rlf2p. Lineage: Eukaryota; Fungi; Ascomycota; Saccharomycetes; Saccharomycetales; Saccharomycetaceae. Gene Ontology annotation, cellular component: CAF-1 complex; nucleus. Bases 1 to 1647 code for a protein of 548 amino acids. The record is from RefSeq and is a predicted model, not a curated record. Gene Ontology annotation, biological process: nucleosome assembly. The transcript has a single exon.